AUGCUAGCCACCUCAAUCCGCGGCCUCCGAGCCACUCCCUCCAUGCGCCCAGCGGGAUCUCUCCACCUGCGAACUCCUCCGCCAAUAACCACCCCACCACACCCAAAAAUACAAAACAACCGCCUCCUCUUUCCCGCCCUUCUUCACAGCAAUGGCAUGCCUAUAGCCCACUUCUCCAGCACGCCCAACCCCCUCAGACCCCCGCCAACAACCACGUCCGCCUCCGCAGCCUCAACCAUCACAUAUCCCGUAGUCAUAACGUCCCCCCUUAAUCCCCCAACAACAACCCUACCAGCUCCCAUCUCCCUCCCAUCCAAGGACCCUACAACAGCCAAACUAAUAUACUACUACACCCUCGGCAAAGCAUACCUCACCUUCUACAAAACGGGCCUCAAAAACGUCUACCACAACUACCGCGCCUCGCUACCCCUGCGACGGCGUCUGGGCCUGAACCCCCUCCUCCCCACCUCCCCGCCGCCCCCCGCCUACGCAGUGAAACACGUCAACAACGCCCCCAUUCUAAAACAGUACGCGGGCAAAGUCUCCCGCAGCGAGUUUCAGCUCAUUCGUCGCGCGGCAUAUGAUGUGCGGCGCAUCCUUCCGUUCUCGGUUAUCCUGCUGCUGUGCGGGGAGAUGACGCCGUUUGUCGUGUUGGCGUUGGGGAAUAUGGUGACGCCGUUCACCUGUCGGGUGCCUAGGCAGGUGGAGAAGGAGAGGGUGAGGGCGUGUCAGGGGAAGGAGGCGGCUGUGAUGGCGGCAGAGGUUGAUAGUGUUGGUUAUGGCAGUAGCAAGAAGGCAAACGCCCUGGCUAAUCUGGAUGUAUUGCUUAAUGCGACCUCGAUUCCGCAUACGGUUGAUAUAAAUGAGCUGAUUAACCGUGCGUCGACGACUGGGGUGUUGAGGGCCUGUGCGGUCUUCAGGCUUAGUCGCGGGCAUGAGUUGCCUGCUGUUUCGUUCCUGCCGGGGUUUUUGAAGGCGGAGAUUGUGAACCAGAUAUACCGCCCUAGGCUGAGGAGAUGGAUGAGCUAUCUUGAGGUCGACGAUUGGUUGAUUACACAGAAUGGUGGGGUUGAGGGGAUGAGUCCUGAUGAGGUUAAGAUUGCAGUGGAGGAGAGGGGGGGGGUGGAUGUUUCGGUUGGGUUGGUGGGGGAAGAGGCGGAGAGAGUUGAGAGGAGGUGGUUGGAGAAUUGGGUCGAGGGGAGAGGUGGGGAUAAGAUGGUCGAGAGGUAA
Molecule: messenger RNA, 1230 nt
Organism: Paracoccidioides lutzii Pb01
Exons: 1
Coding region: 1-1230 (409 amino acids)
Biological process (GO): intracellular monoatomic cation homeostasis
Cellular component (GO): mitochondrial inner membrane
Molecular function (GO): ribosome binding
Source: RefSeq, a predicted model, not a curated record